AUGGCGAAGCUUCGCGGCUUUAUGAUCUUUCUUUUGAUAUCAACCAUCGUCGACGCAGAUCUCGCCACGUUCUGUCACUCUGCCGUCGAGCCAUCGUUGACCUCAUUCUCGGACGACGGAUACUGGCAGACUCUGGCAACAACUCGAGCUCCCCAGGAGCCUGAGAGCGCUCCGGCCGGGAAAAUCCUGCUAGAAGAGCAGGCCAGCCAGAAGCAGGAUGAUAUAGCCCUUCACCAGAUGUGGGCGAGACAGAACCUCACACCACCCGUUGAAGCGACAAUUCAAGUCACCACCGUCACUGUUGUCCGAACGGUGACUGUCGAGCUUGCUAGCCGAACCGAAGUGAUCUGGGCGCCUCUUCAGCAGACCUUGACUUUCAUCAAUCCCACCCUAGUCUUCGAGACGAAUAUCGUUACCGCGUCGCAACCUCGAAAUAUUGCAGUGAGAGACGCGGCAGACGCCAUCGCAUCGGAUCAAACGGCGAUUUCCGAAAUAUCCUCGACCGACACGCACUACCUUGAAGGUGCUGGCUUCUCAUCGCACCCGGCUCCUGUUCGGAGGCAGACACCAGCUUCAAUCAAUAGGGUUUCCGUAGUCACCAUCGAGAUCACGACCACAAUAGUGGCGAGCGGCACCAUCGUCCGCACUGUCACCAUCUUCGAACCUAUAUUCGUUUCUGUGACGAAGACGCCUACUCUCACGUCGACGAUCUUUACAACCACGACCCUUCCCAUUAAGGAUGGAGGUUCCAACUCACCUGCGAUCGCACCAUCUCCACCGGCUAGCCACAAGGUCAUUUCCAGCGAUGGCGCUCAGCAGACUCCAUCGUUUGUAGGCCUCAAAUCUUCUUCUGUCACGGCAACGACGCCAAAAGCCCUUGAACCCACAGAGCUUUCGGUCGUCUCCAACACCAUAGGCGCACCCGAGAGCAGUCGCAUCCGCUCAGAAUCCGAUAAUCCUCGCAGUACCUUUACAUCAUCCUCAGUACUUCCAAGUCCAUCGCCUGUGACCAAUGACGGUAACUCAGCAAGGGUUGGGCCCGCAGCGAGCAGUAGUCCCUCUAUCAGAUCAACUUCGACGACGGCUGUUCCACCCUUUACGGAAACUCUUCUUCCUCCAACUGAGCGCACUGCCAGGCCAUCGUUGAGUCCUGGAGUAAUCGCAGGCGUCGCUGUAGGCGCAACCUUUGCUCUCACAGCUCUGAUCCUGCUAUUCCUCUGCAUACGUCGACAAAGGUCCAAACGCAGGCGACAUCUUCAGUUGAACGAAGACGACCGUUACAUGACAUCUGCCAUAGCUGCUACCGCUAUGAUGAAUCGGCCGACAUCUAACGCUCUAGCCUACGAUCGACCUUGUCAUAUGCCGCGAACCGAAGGCAGCAGUGGCAAAAGUUCCGAAGAAGAGCAGGUGCGAAUUGUCAUUCAGCCCGUCCCCAAGAAAAGAAGCAUGAGUAGCGUGCUCUCGGCCAUACCAAAGGUUUGGCCUCGACCACCGGGAUAUACCGGCAAGGCAUACAGCUUUUCUGCAGGCGGGAGCGGCGAAACGACUCCAAGGGAGCCGGUAGGAUGGAGCGUUGAGAGCGAGUAUGGAAGCUCGGGCAAUCUGGAUGCAUCGCGAAGUGGAGGAUAUGAGGAAGCCAUUGCCUCGAAAGGGCCGGCAGCAACCCACUCCAGAGCAAAUGACAGAUGCGAGACGGCUUCAGUGCUAGGACAACAUACUGAGCAGGCCAAAAGAACUUUCGACUCAAUCGCUGAGCAGUAUGACUUUAUCGUGAUUGGGGGCGGAGCAAGCGGCCUGGUCGUGGCCAACAGACUGAGCGAAGAUCCCGAAAAAACGGUAUUAGUCGUCGAAUACGGAGACUUUGCCAACACAAUCAACGUCACCGUGCCCUACUUUGCAACAUACGACCAGUCGGCGCGCCUCUACAACGUGACGUCGGUCCCUCAAACCCAUCUUGGUAAUCGUACAUCCCGCCUUCGUAUCGGUGCUGUGGUUGGCGGAGGCUCCACCGUCAACGGAAUGGCUUGGGACCGUGGCUCUGAAGCCGACUAUGAUGCGUGGGAGGCCCUUGGGAACCCCGGUUGGGGCUGGGCGACCCUUUUCAAAUAUUUCCAAAAGUCGUCUACGUUCGCGCCGCCUGUGGGUGAGUAUGUUGAGGAGUACGGGUACGAAUGGAGCGAGAAUGCGUAUGGCGAUGGUCCCAUUCAGGUCGGGUUUCCUUCGUGGCAGUGGCCAGAGUCUGCUCUCAUGGCACAAGCAUGGGCUCAGGACAUCAAAGUGCACACGUUGAAAGACGGUGCCGACGGUGACAACGUCGGCAUUGCAUGGCUCCCGCAGAACUCUGGCGGUCCGAACGCGACUCGAUCAACCGCUGAGACUGCCUACUUCAAUCCAGUCAGCGCCCGCGAGAAUCUACAUCUGCUUAUACGUCACUACGGUGCAGCGAUAAAGUUUGAGGGGAACACAACGACCGGCGUAGUGAUUGGCAGCCGUGAUGGCUCCGAGACCAAGUUCGUGGAGUCUCGGAACGUGGUGCUCGCCGCGGGCGCAGUCCACACCCCUCAACUACUCCAAUUGAGUGGCAUUGGGCCUCAGAAGCUGUUGAAGUCAUUGGAUAUUGAGGUUGUGGUUGAUUUACCAGGUGUUGGUGCGAACUUCCAGGACCAUCCUUCCAUCUUCAUGGUCUACGAUUUUGCAAACGACACAUCUAUCAACCCCACCCUCAUGAACAACGAAACCUUCUACAACGAGUCCUGGGCAGAGUACGAAGCCAACAGAACCGGGCCACACACACACGCCUGGGGAAACCGCGUCGUCUUCACAUCCCUCCAAGACCUCGAUCCAGACAACUACCAAGCCAUCGCAGACGCCGUCACAACCCAAGACCCGCUGCAAUAUCUUCCUGAAGUCUACGCCGAGAACCCGGCACUCCUCGAGGGCUUCAACCGCCAGCGUGAGAUCCUGAGCCAGAGAUUCCGCAAUCCAAAGGCAGGCGUCAUGGAAUUUACCUGGGGCGGCGCGGAAACCGUUCCCGUAGCCCUCCAGAAACCCCUCUCGCGCGGCACAAUCACCAUCAACAGCACGGACCCGGACCCCGGAUCCUCCACCCCAGGCGCUGGCGGCGCACAAGUCGACUUCAACACCCUCUCGAACCCAAUCGACACCCUCCUCCUCCUCCGCGCCGUCGCCAAAGCCCGCGCCUUCAUGGCGAGUCCCAGCGUCGAGACGCUCGCCGCGGUGGAGAUCCUCCCGGGCCCGGGCGUCACCAGCGACGCUGAGAUUGAGACCCUCAUGCGGGAGUCGUGGCUGUCUUCGAGCCUCGAUCACCCGGUCGGCACGGCGGCGAUGAUGCCGCGGGAUCUGGGGGGCGUUGUGGAUAGUGGGUUGAGGGUGUAUGGCGUCGAGGGGUUGUGGGUUGUGGAUGCGAGUGUUAUGCCGAUGUUGCCUGCGGCGCAUACGCAGGCCACCGUGUAUGCUGUUGCGGAGUACGCGGCUGAUCUUAUCAAGGGUGCUGGGAAGUGA
Molecule: messenger RNA, 3522 nt
Organism: Colletotrichum tamarilloi
Lineage: Eukaryota; Fungi; Ascomycota; Sordariomycetes; Glomerellales; Glomerellaceae
Product: GMC oxidoreductase
Exons: 6
Coding region: 1-3522 (1173 amino acids)
Biological process (GO): secondary metabolite biosynthetic process
Molecular function (GO): flavin adenine dinucleotide binding; oxidoreductase activity, acting on CH-OH group of donors
Source: RefSeq, a predicted model, not a curated record